Messenger RNA from Emericellopsis cladophorae, 2769 nucleotides. RefSeq names its product putative ubiquitin carboxyl-terminal hydrolase 3. The transcript has 3 exons. Gene Ontology annotation, molecular function: cysteine-type deubiquitinase activity; cysteine-type endopeptidase activity. NCBI's taxonomy places the organism in Eukaryota, Fungi, Ascomycota, Sordariomycetes, Hypocreales, Bionectriaceae. Gene Ontology annotation, cellular component: nucleus; cytosol. The coding region runs from base 1 to 2769 and encodes 922 amino acids. The record is from RefSeq and is a predicted model, not a curated record. Gene Ontology annotation, biological process: protein deubiquitination.
AUGACAAACCGCCAUCUGCCGGCUGGGCAAAGCCUAGCACCGGCCAACGGUUCCGCCAUCGCUCACGGCACAGUCCUCAGCAGCAACCAUAAUAUGCCUGCUGCGGCAGAUAUGCCAACGAGCGGAGGCGGUCCGUCUGGGUCGCGCCGCAGACAUCACCAGUACCCGCCUCAGCACCACUACAACCAGCACCAGCACCAUCACCAUCAUCACCACCACAUGCAGCAACAGCAUCCCGCGCAGUAUGCUGCGCCAUACGCCCAUCACCAGCAACACAUGGGCCCGCCGCAGCACAUGUAUGCCAGCGGGUAUGGCAUGCCAUAUGGUGUGCCUCAAGGCUACUAUGGCAUGCCUGGAGCGCAAUACCAGACAAAUGGCGCUCGGGGGGUGCCCAAUGAUCCCCGCUAUAUGCAAUACCAUCACCAGCAAGUCUACCCACAGUCUCCUCCAGCAGCUCCGGGCUACUCCCCCAUGGCUGGUGUGACGGUCCCCCCAAGCUAUCCCCGUCACUCUCAACCAAUGUCUCCAGCCCUGGCGACACCGUACCAGCCUCCACCAACCCCGGCCGCGGCCGCGCCUCCCAUACCGCCGCAGACGCCCUCCUCGACACAGUCUUCGCAAGCUGUCCUUCUGCCUCACACCCCUUCCACGCCCCAGCUCAGCGAAUACAGCGCCUCUGUCAAGCCUGCGUCGCCUGCUACAUCUGUGACACAGAAACCAGCCCCAUUCAUCGCACCUCUCCCCUGGUUCUCCCAUCCCGGCGAGCCCUUUCCGGCGUGGAAGCCGAAGAGUUCACGGAAGAAGUUCACGUCCAGCAGCCUCGCUGUGUCUCUACCUGCCGUUCAGCAAGAGCCCGCUUCUGAGUCGAACGAACCGAAUGAAAAGGCAGACGCCGCGCCUGCAUUGUCGAGUGCGACGGCGGGACAGAUGAAGGAUCAAGCAGCAUCUCAGGAAACUACCAACAUCGAACAUGCUCAGCGCCCAGAGACCACCUCGGGCACACCUGCUACGUCAACGGUCCAAGAGCAUGGCCCAGUUCCUACGUCAGUAGUUCCAAAGGACGCUUCCCAGAAGACGGUUGCCGAGGUCUCGGGGGCAGAAGAGCAGGCCACCGAGCGGGAGGGCAUUGACGAGGCUACAUCAGCUCCGGCCCCGGCCCCGGCUCUGGCUCCGACGCCCCAGCCUGCUCCCCCUACCAGCUGGGCCAACCUGUUUGCAAGGAACGCAGCAAUCCGGGCUGUUGCCACCCAUGGCGAUUCGAGUGUAUCCGCAGUCAAUGGAGAUGGCGCAAAUGGACCAUCAGGGACGAAUCUGUUCCCCAAGGCAGUGACAAACUCUGCAGGUGAUGCGAUCCAUGCAUACCGAGUCGGGUCCAGCGGCAAAGCAGCAUACAUUGAGCCCCGUGGAUUAAUCAACACGGGGAACAUGUGCUACAUGAAUUCGGUCCUACAAGUUUUGAUGUUCUGCGUCCCUUUCUACGAUUUCUUAAACCAAGUCAGCCAGCGAGCUGCGCACAGUUUCAAAAGCGAGACACCCCUGAUUGACGCCAUGAUUAUGUUUAUGCGCGAGUUCAAGGUACUUCGACCGCAUGGGUCCAUCGAGCAGCUUCGUCAAUCUCUCAAGGCGGAAGAUCUCGACAAAUUUGGCGAACCUUUUACUCCUGAAUUCGUGUACGAGGCCAUCAGGCAGCUUCCUCGAUUUGCGAGUAUGAGACGUGGCCACCAGCAAGACGCGGAGGAAUUCCUCGGGUUCCUCCUGCAGUCGCUGGAUGAUGAGUGCACAGCCGUCAUGGGCAACUCGUCGAGCAGCGGUGCUCCUCAGGCCCAGUUGGAUGCAUCUAGUGUCGAUGGUCAGGCUGAGGUAUCCGGCGACUGGCUAGAGGUGGGCCGCAAGCAAAAGGCAGCCGUCUCUCGCUCUUCGGGUACGAAUGCAUCAACGCCCAUCAACAAAAUAUUCGGCGGCUUCUUGCGUUCCGAGUUUCGUGUCCCGGGCCUCAAGGACUCCAUCACCACCGAGCCAUACCAGCCUCUUCAGCUGGACAUCAGCACGCCCGACAUUCGGAGUGUCACCGAUGCCCUCCGUGGCCUGACGAAGCCUGAGCGCCUGCAAGGCGACUUCAACUCUCCACGUGGAAAGGAUGUCUUGGCGACCAAGCAGGUCUUCAUUGAAUCUCUCCCUCCAGUGUUGAUCCUCCAUCUCAAGCGCUUCCAGUUUGACGCGGAGGGCCACGGCACUGUCAAGAUCUGGAAGAAGAUUGACUAUCCCCUUGAACUCGAGAUCCCCCCGCAAGCCCUCUCACGUCAGAAGCGUCAAGCCCUCACGGAGAGCACAGUGCCAAAGUACCAGCUCAUCAGUGUUGUCUACCAUCACGGCAAGAAUGCCAGUGGAGGUCACUACACUGCUGAUGUCCGUCGGCAGGAUGGGCAAGACUGGCUCCGCCUGGAUGACACUGUACUGCGUCGCAUCCCCAGCGACGAUGUCGCCGAGACUGGCUCCAAGGAGGAGCAAAACAAGGAGAUUCGCAACAAGGAAGCGAACAACAACAAUAGCCCCGGUGCCUCUGCGAACAGGUUUGGUGCCAUGAACGACGAAGACGAUGAGGCUGGGGAUGAGGGGGAUUGGGAACAGGUGACGACCACUGCCGGAGGAAACAAGCGCUGGAGCAGCGUCAUCAACGGCAACGGCAGCACCACGCCCAAGAGCAAGCAACACAAGGAAAGUGUGAAGGACAACAAGGUGGCCUAUCUCUUGUUCUACCAGCGGAUCUGA